UCAGUAAGGCUGUUAUCUCUUUACGAUAUGAACACCGCAGUCUCUGUCGUUCGUCAUCCACAUAGUCUUUCAUUUUGUGGUUUCAGUCAUGGCGUACAAGUGUUUGUUUCUUUUGUUUGAGCCUGUAUUCCUCGUUUCAUUGGAUUUAUUUUUGGGCGUAGCAAGCUUCUGUUUCCAGAUUGCCUUUCUUUCGACCUACCUUUUGGCAACCGACUAUGAUUUAGUGGGAACAGGAAUUUGGGCUGGAAUUGUUUUCAUUGCGACUGCUGCAGUUGCAUGGACAAUGGAUGGUAAAGUCCAUAAAUUAAUUCUAGGCGCUGGACCUUGUCUAUCCUUUAUCUGCGGAAUUAUACUGUUUAGUCUAAACGUCGCCGCACUAAGUGAUCUUAACAAAGUGUGCCCUGUUGUUUUGACGACGGCAAACAUCGAUUAUCACUGCUGGAAAGAAAUCGGAUUCGACGUUGUACUGAUGUUAUGCGGUUUAUUUGCCAUCCCUGUUAAUGCUAUUCUGGUAUUAUUUGUGUUUAAUCUAAUUAAGUCAUAAUAAUAAAAAUUUGAUUACAUGUCAUUCUGUUGGUGUUCAACACGUGUGAACUAUUUCCGUUCUGUAUUUUUUUUAAAUAAUACAUAAUGGAUUUUAAGCUAACAUAAUGAUGCACCAGCAUAACGUACUAGACCAGUCCAUAUGGAAAUAGGGUGGGAAAAUUCAAACGAUCCGAUAACGUGAGCAGCGUGAGCAACCUUAUAUCCGAAAGGCGACAUGUUUUCCCAUUCUAAGAUAACAAAAAGUUGCUAGCUGCAAUGAUUACACUUCCUUGCUCAAGAGAUAAAACUAGGCAAUACGAAAGUGACUCAAGACAAACACAUAACGAAUUUCUACAAGAAAAGCAAUUGAUUUUGGUGCGAUUAGUCAUUAUCAUACGAAGAAGAAGAAAACAUGUGGCGAUGAAAGUGUUACCGUUUCCUGUUAUGGACUAAUUUUUCAGUUUCGCAAUAUUCGUUCGCCAUGGUGAUCCAAAAUUUUUUGCUUAACACAAAAAUUCACGCAAGGUCUGACGUCGGAAUAGGCACCCUAUACUUCAUCUUUCAGAUUGCUGCCUUGGCCUCGAGCCCGCACGAUGUUUAUGAACAAAUCGGAAUUGGUUUUUGGGGUGGAAUAAUCCUGAUCUUAACAGCAUUAGCUGCGUAUAAAUCUUCAACAGGUGAAGCACCAUUUCUUUUAGGGUGCAGUUUCGUGCUGUCCAUCUUUGCCUUCUUUGUCAGCUUUUCCAUCAUGUGCAUCUUCGCUGCUUCAAUUGAUGAAAUGAAACGUUACAGUGGUAAUCCAUGCACGGGUAACUUUAUUGUACCAGUGAACUGCGCAAAUGGCACAUCAUUUCCUAUUCCUCCUUGCUCGUACUACAGUAGUGCUCACUUGGGUUUCGACUCGAUCCUUCUGAUUUGUGGGAUUAUUGGCAUUCCUGUGAAUAUUCUCUUGGUGAUGGGUGUAAUUACAGUUUACAAUCCUGCACCGGCUGCCCCUGCCACAUAAAAACACUGAACGUGCAAAUUUCGAUUCAGUGGUGGUCAUUAUUCCAAAGAGAAAGUGUUGAUCGUGUUUCUUUUUUAAUGUUUUCUUUACUGAAUACAAGGAUCAUAAUAUUACAUUAAAAAAAAACCCAACAUUUUGUUACUACCCUUCACAUAUAACCCGUAAUAGUAUACAGCGGCCGCGACUGCUAAAAUUAAAUCCGUUAGUGGAUGUGAAAUGACCGUUAUUUGCAAAUGUUUACAUGUGUAAUAAAUGAAUACAAAUAGGUCACCAGGGAUGUGGUGUAUCCGGGUGUAUCCCGUGACAAGGUCUAGUCGUGAACCAGCGACUGCAUUAGUAGCAGUCUCUGCCCACCUGCUAAUACAGUUGCAUCUUUUGUUUGUACUUUGUCGUGUGACUUGUCAACGGCAUUGCACUUGCCGCUAAACGUUUUUUCGUUGACAGUAGGCACAUUUCCUUUUAGUCAGUUUGGGGCAGUGCGGAUCGACGGACAUUGGCAUUUACCGUCGUCUUGUCAUUGAGUUGAUAGCUUUUUUUUAAAUCGAAUAACUCAAUUUCCUGCACAUGAAUCUCAAGAAGAAACCAGGAUUAGAUUUGUCCGGCAGUUUUAUUUCCCUUUUGUGGAGAUGGCGCGGCUCUUUGUACAAAUUGUGUUACAAGGAACUCAUCUGCUUUCUUGUUCCCUUUGGCAUUGUUAGCGUAAUUUACCGUCAGGCACUCAACAGUGAACAGAAAAGUCUAUUUGAACAGGUGGUCAGGUAUUGUGACAGAUACCUGAAUAUGAUUCCCCUUUCGUUUAUCCUGGGUUUUUACGUCACCAUCAUAGCGACCCGUUGGUGGCAACAAUGCAUGGCAUUACCAUGGCCAGACAGAUUAAUGUUGACGAUCGCCAUGUACAUUCCGGGCUGUGACAAAGAAUCCAAACUGCUGCGAAAAACCCUCAUGCAGAACUGCAAUCUUAUGGCCGUGCUCGUUUUCCGCUCUAUUUCGGAGUCGGUUAGAACUCGUCUGAAAUCUUUGGAGGAUGUUGUCAAUGCAGGUUUCAUGACCUACGCAGAAAUGGAAACUUUCAAGUCAGUCGAAGCCGAUGUGAAUUUGUAUUGGCUACCAGGACUCUGGUUUUCUCAUAGACUUCGGGAAGCUCAAGCUCGAGGUCGUAUUAUCGAUUCGUACGGAACUCAGCUUAUCAUGAAAGAACUGUUGGAAUUCCGAUCCAAAUGCGGAAUUUUGUGGAGCUACGACUGGGUCUCGAUUCCAUUAGUUUACACUCAGGUGGUCACUUUGUCUACGUACUCAUUCGUCAUAGCCUGUAUUUUUGGCCGCCAGUACACAGACAACGGGAGCACGGAUAUUGCAAUCGACGUUUACUUUCCAUUAUGGACUGUGCUACAAAUUCUUUUCUACAUGGGACUUCUAAAAGUCGCUGAGCAUAUGAUCAAUCCCUACGGUGAAGACGACGAAGACUUUGAUUUAAGUUACCUUCUUAACAGGCAUUCCGAGGUUAUCAAUCUAGGGACGAACAUCUUAACUAGCGACAGGUGCCCACCAAUGGAAGACGAGAAUCUCCGCGGUGCUCCUGGUAUGCAUACUCCCAAAAAUCUAGACAGGACAUCGCUGAAGCACAGAUUCUCGCAAACGUUGACUGGGCUCUAUUCAACAGGUAAGGAGAGAAAGAGAUCGCGAGCGGAAAGCAUCACGACAAUUUCGGAGAACGUGGAAACCAAUACGGUCUCAUCGGUCGACUUGAAGCGACUUCCGGAUGAGAACGAAUGGCCAUGCGAAGGCGUUCACAUGGAAAGAAUUUAGAAGACUCCAUCGACCAAAAAUCAAUCGAAUGCCUAUUAGGAGUUUUCAGGAUCCAGCGCUUCUUGUUUUUAAUAUUUGCAAUUAGACUUGAACUAAUUAGAACUAGUAUUUGAAACUAAGAAUCACCCCAACUAGCCACUUUUCUGAAUAAAACAAAGAAUAACCCCAACUGCCCCUUAAAAAAAAAAAAAAAAAAAAAAAAAACAACUUACAAUUGCAUGUCAAAAGCGCAUUAUCCUUUGAGGGCCACAAUGCUCGGUUCCCUACUAGAUACACUACUCACUAACAAUUUGUUAGUUUGUACAACUAAAUUGUGCCUUUCUGAUCAAUAUAUCAUAACUUUUCUUUUUCA
This is a messenger RNA of Daphnia pulicaria, 3689 nucleotides long. RefSeq names its product bestrophin-2-like. NCBI's taxonomy places the organism in Eukaryota, Metazoa, Arthropoda, Branchiopoda, Diplostraca, Daphniidae. The transcript has 16 exons. Bases 2096 to 3337 code for a protein of 413 amino acids. The record is from RefSeq and is a predicted model, not a curated record. Gene Ontology annotation, molecular function: chloride channel activity.